AUGGACGUCUUGGUUCACGCAAGAGUGCACGUAGAAAAAGGACUUAUUCAUGUUCAAGCAAGCUUCAACAAUACCAUUGUGACUGUUACAGAUGUAAGGGGUCGGGUGGUUUAUUGGGCCUCCGCCGGUACUUGUGGAUUCCGGGGUACAAGAAGAGGGACACCGUUUGCUGCUCAAACUGCAGCGGGAAAUGCUAUUCGUACAGUAGUGGAGCAAGGUAUGCAACGAGCGGAAGUGAUGAAAAAGGGUCCUGGUCUCGGAAUCCCAUCUUCCAGGGUCAGGAGCCACGGAGCCAGAAGACCGUUCGACGAUCCUACUUCUGAUGUCAUCCCCUUCUGUUCCCUCCCUGUUGAAUAUCCCAACUAUUCUCUAUCAAUUCCGGGAUGGAUCAUGAAAGAUUUUGUCUUGAAAUGCCGAUAA
Helianthus annuus (common sunflower) is the source of this 420-nucleotide messenger RNA. Its product is annotated as 30S ribosomal protein S11, chloroplastic-like. Gene Ontology annotation, biological process: ribosomal small subunit assembly; maturation of SSU-rRNA from tricistronic rRNA transcript (SSU-rRNA, 5.8S rRNA, LSU-rRNA); translation. Gene Ontology annotation, cellular component: mitochondrial small ribosomal subunit; ribosome. Gene Ontology annotation, molecular function: mRNA 5'-UTR binding; small ribosomal subunit rRNA binding; structural constituent of ribosome. Bases 1 to 420 code for a protein of 139 amino acids. The record is from RefSeq and is a predicted model, not a curated record. The transcript has a single exon. NCBI's taxonomy places the organism in Eukaryota, Viridiplantae, Streptophyta, Magnoliopsida, Asterales, Asteraceae.